AUUAUUGAAUGUUGAGUAGUUGAUUGUUAACUAAUCAACUAACCUGUUGUUGUUGUUAAUUUGAUUGCCAAGGCAGCUGUCAUAUUGAGGUUAACCACGAAUUCAUAGUUAAAUCAUUUUUCUUUCAAAUUAGUUCAGUGUUUCAAAUGUUUAUCUCACUUUCCAUUUUCAGUGAUUCAGAUAAUCGACUAAAUUAACUCAAUCCUAUUUCCAUUCAUGCUGAUCAACACCAUGUUUAGAUGGAGUCAAGCUAAAGACAAGUUCAUUUACUCUGUGUUGUUAUUGUUACAUUUUCUUGUUUUCUUCAUUUCCAUUUACAAUUGUUGGACUACAAAGUGGCCUUUUUUAAAUCUCUCAUUAACACCAUCAUGACGAAAACAAUUAAGGUUAAACGUGACCGUUGUUUAAUGACCAAUGGCCGUCAACAUAUUCCACUUCCAACUGGACCUUAUCAGAAUAUUGGAAUUCGUGAUAUAAUGAUUGGUUUCUCUCGCAUCUCUGGAAUUAUGGUCAGACUUUACUAUCCAGCGGCAAACAGUGUUCCAAUUAAAGGUCAACACCUCAUGUGGCCUAACUGGUUACCCCAUGAAAAUUAUCGUGAAGGUUUAAUGUCCGUCGGUGGUAUUAGAUGGUCACCUUUUAAAAAGUUACUCCGUUGGUAUACUGGUGAUUCCUUUAUUCCUGCUUUGACUAAAGCUAAACCUUUGAGAGAUCGGAAAAUGCCGUUGAUUGUUUUCUCCCAUGGUAUCGGCGGGUGUAGGUCAAGUUACUCAGCCCUGUGUCUUGAAUUCGCUUCACAUGGUUAUAUUGUCGCAGCGGUUGAACAUCGAGAUGGUUCAGCUUGUUGUACCUUCUAUGCGAAGGAAACUCGUAUGCCCAUUUCGGCCUCUAAUAUGAACCUUCACGCCGUUGAUGGGCCAUUAAAGUUCACUGACGACGAAGAAGAUGGUUAUGAUGAAAUAGAUGAUCCAAAUUAUGUUCCCCCUAAAGCUUUAUCCAAUUCAGCGAUAAUCCCUCACAUAACAACGGACUGGAUUCCCUAUUUACCCGUUAAGGAGGGUCGGUACAAUUUACGGAAUAAGCAAAUUCACCGACGAGUCAAAGAGUGCAUUAGAACACUAGAUUUACUUGAAGCUUUAAACGCUGGUUACGAGGUACAAAAUCUACUUGAUCCACUUUUAGAUCCAACAGAAUUUGAAAAUUUAAUCGAUAUUGAUAGAGCCGUGAUUAUGGGUCAUUCUUUUGGUGGUGCGACAACCCUGAUGAGUUUAUCAACUGAAUUACGAUUUAAACUUGGAAUUUGUUUAGACGCUUGGAUGUACCCAAUUUAUAAGGAAAAUUUUGACUUUGUCACUCAGCCCGUUCUCUUUAUUAAUACUCAAUCUUUCCAUACAAAGGAAAACCUUAGAGCGAUGAAACAAUUACUCAAAGUGUCCAAUUAUGAUCGUCCAGAUGAAUUUCCAAGUCGCCGUGGGUCAAAUGCUGAAGGAGAAACAGACAAUCAACUAAUUGAACGGAAAGUUAUCACAAUCAAAAAUACUGUUCACUACAAUCAAUCGGAUAUACCUUUCGUUUUACCUUGGGCCGUUCGAGCGAUGAUCGGGGCCAAUUCAUCUCGCAACUUUUUCACCGCUCAUGAUUUAACUUCGGCACUUUCACUUAAUUUCAUGUUUAAACACUUGAACAUGGAACCAAUUAACAUCGAGAAAGAGGUUUAUCUGAGUAUUCACAAGAAGAAAUUGAAAGAAGGAAUCAAGGAUAAAAUCUAAAUCAAAUUAAGUGCACUUUCUACUUUUCAUCAGCCAACAAUUAACUGUCCGAUUAUCAUUUAUCUCUCUCUCUCUCUCUAUUAUCACAAUUCCAUUAUAUUCGUUUUUUAAUUGUAAUUCUCAAUCUUGAUCGACAAUUUCAUUUCUGCUAAUUGUUUAUUUCUAAUCUUUGCCUCUCUGUCUCUCUGCCAUUUAUUUGACAAACAAUCAAAUAGCCAAAUUCAAUUUUAUCAAAAAUUAAUCGAUCAACACUUGAUUCAAUAUUAUAAUUAGAUGAAAUCUCUUAAUUGUUGCCUAAUUACCACAAGUUUAGGUUUUUUGAAAUCUUGUGUUCACCUGAUUAACUAAUUGUGUAAUUAUAAUGAUAUUAUUUUUCUGUUGCUUUAAUAACAUUGAUUGAAAUUUUUGAUUAUUGACAUGAAAACAACAA
Panonychus citri (citrus red mite) is the source of this 2199-nucleotide messenger RNA. RefSeq names its product platelet-activating factor acetylhydrolase 2, cytoplasmic-like. The coding region runs from base 369 to 1769 and encodes 466 amino acids. Gene Ontology annotation, molecular function: 1-alkyl-2-acetylglycerophosphocholine esterase activity. The record is from RefSeq and is a predicted model, not a curated record. The transcript is spliced from 3 exons. NCBI's taxonomy places the organism in Eukaryota, Metazoa, Arthropoda, Arachnida, Trombidiformes, Tetranychidae.